Messenger RNA from Helianthus annuus (common sunflower), 2330 nucleotides. Its product is annotated as la-related protein 1C. The record is from RefSeq and is a predicted model, not a curated record. Gene Ontology annotation, molecular function: RNA binding. NCBI's taxonomy places the organism in Eukaryota, Viridiplantae, Streptophyta, Magnoliopsida, Asterales, Asteraceae. The transcript is spliced from 6 exons. Bases 411 to 1775 code for a protein of 454 amino acids.
ACCUUCAUCAAAUUCCUACAGGGGUAGUCCCGUCCUUUCACCCUCAGGAAAACCACGUUAAUUUCCAAAACCCCUCCGUCGUCUGUAUUUGUAUGUGUAAAACCACCGUGCUGUGUGUGUCUCUGCAGAGCCGUAACUAACUCAUCGUAAUAUUCUCCGAUCCGACGGUCGUCAACUCUUCGGAUCAACUGCAUUCUCGAUUGAUUAACCGUUCAUGUACUCAUCUUCACUACACACACUAGUUUUAAUCGUUUUGUUUUGAUUCCGAUAUCAAAAUCUCCGAUCAACUUUCCGGCGAAGGAUCGUAUAAUUCGAGUUCGAUUAACGUCAAUAUUUGUUGAGAAAAUUCGGUGAUUUUAGGUUUCUUAGGCUUGAUUGUUGCAAUUAAAAGCUUAAAAACCGCUACGUUCAUGGCUUCGAUAAACCUACGGUCGGAAAACGGUGGCGGCGACGGUUACAGGUCGCCGGAGCGUUCGGUUAGGGUUUCUCCGGCUCGGAUUACGGUCGUACGCGAUGAAAACGAUGAACUGUCUCCUCCGGUGGUUUCUGUUAGUUUUCCGGUCGAAACGGCGUCGUUUUCGUCGUCACCUAUUCAGGAGCAAAUCGUGAAAAGUUCAACUGAUACGGCGAGUGGUUCCGACGAGAGUUCCGACGGCGGUGGUAAUGCGGUGAAGAAGCCGGUGUGGAGUAAACCGGCAAACGUGGUUGAGGUUGUCAGUCCGGUUAUGGAUGUGGCUUCUUGGCCGGUUCUCGGCGAGUCUACUAAGACUGCUAGUUCAUCGUCUUCAUCGGAUUCGUUACAGGUGACUGCAAAUUCAUCUUCUUCAUCACAUAAACCUUCAAGUGUGAAUCCUGCUUCUACUCCAAACCAUGUAACACAUUCUGCGCAGAGGUCGAUGAGGCGAGGCAGUGGGAUUUCGGGUGCGGAUCUAUCAUCAACGGGAAGGGUUUCUCAGCGGUCACCAGCAAGCCAAGAAUCAAAAGUUGAAUCUGUUACUAAUCCGCCUGUAAAACCUGCUAUGGUUCUUGAUCCUUAUCCAAAAGACCAUACAUACAAGGAGCCACCACGAGGCGGUCUUGUCUCACAACCAAACAGUGGUAAUGACCAUCACUAUCAACAGAAUGCAUAUAAAAGAGGCUAUGGUGGGCCACAUCCACGCGGCCAUAGUCAGAGUCAGGGUCGGGGCUAUCAGGAACGGAAUCAACAUAGAAACUUUAACAACAAGGAUACCACUAUGCAGCCUCACAGAGGUGGUUACCACAGGGGUGGUUACAUACGACCGUCUGCGCAUAAUUCAACUCCAUUUAUUCAUCCACCAAUGCCCCAGCCAGUGCGACCGUUUGGUAGCAAUAUCAUGUACCCUGCAGAUGCUGCAUCUGGUAUAAUUUAUUUUCAUGGUCCACCACAUACAUCAUUUUUUCCUGCUCCAAUUUACUUUCCGGUUCUAGAUCCGUUGCCUGACAAGAUAAGGAAACAAAUCGAAUUCUACUUUAGUAUUGAUAAUUUGGUCAAAGAUAUAUACUUGAGACGAUGCAUGGAUGAAGAGGGCUGGGUUCCUGUUAAUUUUAUUGCAGGCUUUAAUAAAGUUUUGUGUCUGACUGAUAAUGUUCAACUAAUACUUGAUGUAAUGCAGCAAUCAACUGUUGUGGAAGUUCAGGGUAACAAGAUGAGGCGGCGUGAUGACUGGGUGAGGUGGCUUAUGCCUCCAGGUGUUCAAGAUUCAUUGGGGCGCCAUUCACAACCUGGUGGAGGUGACCCGCCCCCAGUGGCUUAAGGGAUAUGAGAAUAAUUAUAUGUGAUAUACAUGCACAAAUAUCUAUAUACACACACACACACACAAGACCUCGAUGAUAAUGCGGGCUAUCUUGGAUUUCUGUGGAGAUUCACUGGGAGAUGGAAAUGAUGUUUUGAGAGGCACAUUAAACACAUAAAACCAUCCAAAACCAAAAAAAAAUGGAAAAAAAAAAACCAAAAAAAAAAGGAAAAAACAAAAAAAAAAUGAAAAAUGAAAAAAACAAAAACAAAAAAAAUGGAAAAAAAAACAAAAAAAAAAUUAUAUUUAUAUAUAUGUAUAAAACAUAAAGUGGAUAUAGUUAUUGUGACUUUGGAGAUGGUUGACUUUGAUUUUGUUGGAUUUAUUAUUUAUUUUUUUGGACCUAUUUUCCAUCAUGGUUGUGUGUUUUCUAUUGUGGUUGGUUGUAUUUAGAUGAUAUUGGGGAAGAAUUUGGUGGUUUCUUCCUCCAAAUUUGUGCAGGUCUGAUGUGAUGCAGAUGCAGGUAAUUUGGACUUGUGGGAUGUGGUUGUCUUUGGUGACAUAUUUGAUCAUAAA